Phycodurus eques (leafy seadragon) is the source of this 2776-nucleotide messenger RNA. RefSeq names its product haloacid dehalogenase-like hydrolase domain-containing 5. The transcript is spliced from 8 exons. The record is from RefSeq and is a predicted model, not a curated record. Lineage: Eukaryota; Metazoa; Chordata; Actinopteri; Syngnathiformes; Syngnathidae. Gene Ontology annotation, biological process: glycerophospholipid biosynthetic process. The coding region runs from base 98 to 1411 and encodes 437 amino acids. Gene Ontology annotation, cellular component: mitochondrion.
CAUCAGAGGACGAAACGAGCGGCCGGAGCCAGCCGGCUAGUUGGGGCUGGGCCGCGCUCAUAUCGUUCUACUUCGAGGUCAGCGACACGUUAGUGAAAUGAAGGGACUCUUGCAGUUAUACUGGGGCCUGUGCUCCAGUGCCAGCCGUCACGCGAGGCCAAACGCUGCGCUUGUCGGUUCCCGAUGCGGGUUUUGCGGAACCCACAGCAAGCCACAGCCAAACUUUGGCUUGUUGUUUGACAUUGAUGGCGUGCUCCUCCGGGGAAGGAUGCUGAUCCCCGCUGCCAAAAAGGCCUUUGAGAAGUUGGUGGAUUCAAAGGGACAGUUUGCGGUGCCGCUGGUUUUCGUGACAAAUGCUGGGAAUUGUCUAAGGCAAACAAAAGCAGAUCAGCUCUCGCACAUCCUUGGAGUACCAAUCACACAAGAUCAAGUCAUGAUGUCUCACAGUCCAUUGAGGAUGUUCAAGAAAUUCCAUGACAAGUGUGUGCUGGUUUCAGGUCAAGGACCAGUUCUGGAAAUUUCCAAAAAUCUCGGCUUCAAUAACGUCAUUAGUAUUGACAUGCUCAGGGAAUCAUUCCCACUUCUGGACAUGGUGGAUCACAACAGGAGACCCAAGCUACCGUCCAGUCCUGUGGGGAACCUUGCCAAGGUUGAGGCUGUGGUUCUGUUUGGGGAGCCAAUCCGAUGGGAGACAAAUCUACAGCUCAUCGUUGAUGUUUUGCUCACCAAUGGCAAUCUCAGUAGCUUGCAUCAAACCCAAAACAUACCUCACCUGCCACUGCUGGCUUGCAACAUGGACCUGAUGUGGAUGGCCGAGGCGCAGUCUCCAAGAUUUGGCCACGGCACAUUUCUUGUGUGCUUAGAAAAUAUUUAUAAAAAGAUCACAGGUAAAGACCUCAAAUAUGAGGCUCUGAUGGGAAAACCAAGUGAGCUGACCUACCAUUUCGCAGAGUUCCUCAUCCGAGGGCAGGCUAUGCAGAGGCAGUGGAAACGUCCCAUAACGUCCCUCUACGCUAUAGGGGAUAAUCUAAUGACUGACAUCUAUGGCGCUAACUUGUACAACCGCUACCUGGAGGUGAGAGCUGCAAGAAAGAGCCCCAAAGCCAGGAUGGCUGCUGCCACAGGCUCCACUACCACAGUGCCUGCGGAGGAUGUUGUUGACAACAUGUGGGAGAGUGAGCUCGCGUUGCCAUCCGCCACUUCCUGUAAGUCCGUUUUAGUGUGCACGGGUGUCUACAACCCUACAGCAGAGGUGCCAUCUGACGCGAGCCGCUGGAUCAAAGAGACCGUGUUCCAUGGCCACAGGGACUUUCGCUUCGACCCUGCGCUGGUGGAGCCAGGCCACAUUGUGCACGAUGUGGCUGAAGCUGUUGAGCUCAUUUUUGAGAAGGAAAAGUUUUUGCCUCAGUAGAGAUGGAGCUUGAGGAAGGGUGGACUCCCGCCUCUUACACUGUGGACAGCAUUGAUUAACCACUACCGAGGGCUUUGAUAUGCUCUUGAAACACUUAGCAGUGGGACAGAUGUUAUGGGGAAAAAAAACAAAAAACAAUGCUUCUGCUACGGUAAGCUGAUCUUUUAUAUUGCUUUUGUCAUAGUUGCCUGCUUUUCCUUUACAGAACUGCCUUGUUUUACUCUGUUCAAUAUUUUGAGACCACAUUGAUGUUGGUAUUACUAGAAAACACGAUAUCAUCCUAUAUUUGUUUACUGGUUUUUCAAGCAUUUCAAACAUUGGACCUUUGUUUUUGAGGCCAUCUUUUAGCAUUACAAUUGUUUACACGUUUUAACCCUUGAAAAUCUAUGCAUGACGAGAAACUUGUACUGUAUGAACAAAUUGUUUGCGGUGCAAUCUUGUCCCCGAGUAGGUAUGCGUUGCACAUAGUUGUGAGAGACGACCAGUAUUUUCAUCUUUUGUUACACGUUACCCUUACCUACCUGUUCAAUUACAUAUGGCAUGCUAACGCUACUUUUAACAAAAGCUUUCUUUUAAUAAUCCAUAUUUGACUGUAGUGUUUCAUUUAUUGUAAAUAGUGUAACUCAAGAAAAUAUAAGGAAUCAUUGCAAAUGUGUGUAGUCUUGUGCUCUUUUAUCAGCCACUAUAUGUACGGUAUUUUCGCGACCAUAAGGCGCAGCCUCAGUUAUGGGGUCUAUUUCUGUAUUCAACACAUACAUAAGGCGGAGCGUAUUAUUGGGCGCAGGCAUAGUAAAACAUACGCUAGCUUAAAACAUACGGUAGCAUGCAUGCACGCUAAAACAAUGUUUUUAAAAAGGCAUCGGGAACAAAACUGAGUUCGGUUGUACUUUAUUGAAGUAUUUAACAAUGUACUCACGUUAUAUCAAUCCUCAUGCACUGUAUCCGAAAUGAGCAGCUGGGCAAUUUCGUCAUCAAACAUGCCGGGUUCCCUCUCGUCAUUGUCGGAGUCAGUCUCGUUGCCGGGGGGCUGUUCAGCAAUGAUGCUGGCUUUCGUGAAAGCCCGGACAACAGUCAAAGCAGAUACCUGCAAUGACUGAUGCCCAAGCAUCCACUUGCGAACCACGGAUUCGUUGAUCUUGAAUUCUCUCGGGGCUGCUCGAUUCCCAUGUUCAUCCGCGUGACUGAUAGCUUGUAGUUUAAACUGUGCUUCGUAGGUGCCGUUUUUGGGGGUCCUUAGCCGAUAUAUACCUACUGGGGGCGUGCCUUUAGCGUCCUCUUUCAUGCGCACCCUUCCCCCUUUAAAGUCCGCAUGCUGUCCUCAGUCACGUCCACCUUCCUCUAUAUAAGCAGCGUGUCGGCAGGAAA